Pteronotus mesoamericanus is the source of this 814-nucleotide messenger RNA. RefSeq names its product matrix metallopeptidase 7 (gene MMP7). Gene Ontology annotation, cellular component: extracellular matrix. Gene Ontology annotation, molecular function: metalloendopeptidase activity; zinc ion binding. The transcript has 6 exons. NCBI's taxonomy places the organism in Eukaryota, Metazoa, Chordata, Mammalia, Chiroptera, Mormoopidae. Gene Ontology annotation, biological process: collagen catabolic process; proteolysis; extracellular matrix organization. The coding region runs from base 1 to 792 and encodes 263 amino acids. The record is from RefSeq and is a predicted model, not a curated record.
AUGCAGCUCGCCGUGCUGUGCACUGUGUGUCUGCUGCCCAGCAGCCUGGCUCUGCCGCUUCCCCCGGAGGCAGGAGGCAUGAAUGAGCCAGAGUGGGAACAGGCUCAGGACUAUCUCAGGAGAUUUUAUCCAUAUGACUCAAAAUCAAAGGGUGCCAACAGUAUAGAAGCCAAAAUCAAGGAGAUGCAAAAAUUCUUUCGCCUGCCUAUAACUGGAAUAUUAAACACCCGCAUCAUAAAAAUAAUGCAGAAGCCCAGAUGUGGAAUGCCAGAUGGUGCACAAUACUCACUAUUCCCAAGUAGCCCAAAAUGGACUUCCAAAGUAGUCACCUACAGGAUCGUAUCAUAUACACGAGACUUAUCACAGUUCAAAGUGAAUCAGUUAGUAGCAAAGGCCUUCAAUAUGUGGAGCAAAGAGAUCCCACUGCACUUCAAGAGAAUUAGAUUGGGAAUUGCUGAUAUCAUGAUUGGCUUUGCAAGAGGAGCUCACGGGGAUGCUUACCCAUUUGAUGGACCAGGAAACACACUGGCUCAUGCCUUUUCACCUGGACCAGGCCUGGGAGGAGAUGCCCACUUUGAUGAGGAUGAACGCUGGACUGACGGUAGCAGUAUAGGAAUUAACUUCCUGUAUGCUGCUGCUCACGAACUUGGCCAUUCUUUGGGUCUCGGUCAUUCGUCUGACCCUAAUGCCGUGAUGUAUCCAACCUAUGAAGACAGAGAUUCUGAGGAUUUCAAACUUUCAGAGGAUGAUAUCAAGGGAAUUCAGAAAUUAUAUGGUGAGAGAAGUGAUUGAAGAGAGAACUAGAAACUUCUGG